UGAUGCUUAAACUCCUCUCUUACAAUCAAUUUUACAACAUUGCGUAAUAAUAUUCUUUCGGUGUUUCUUCUCUUCAAUCCAGUGUUGACAUGAAUUCCACGGUACUCUUGACGUUAAUCCUGCAGCUGUUAGUACCCACGCUAGCGUCAUCCAGUGGCAGGUACAAAAGUGUCGAAACCCAAAAAAUUGACCUGGUGGACGUCGACUGCUCCUUCAGAUACAACAUCUGCAAUAAAACCCAACUCGAUGAUAGUCAAGAAACAAAGUUGAAGAGCAUUGUUGAUCUUCAUCCAGCUCUGCAUUCUUUUUUUACGAAUGGAACUGUGUACGAAACGCUCGAGAAAAGUCCUGAUGAUGGCCUCAGAAGUAUAGGUACGUCAGACCAGUACGAAAGUUUAUGUUGGGCUGAAGAUGUGACGUACGUUCCUUCCGCUGUGUUAACCGUCGAUUAUAAACUUAAACCUAUUGUUAACCAAGAUAAAUAUAAGCAGAUUAUAAAGGUCAAAAUAUGCAGAAAAUCGUCACACAAGAACCACUGCACGAGUUUGUCAGGUUAUGGUACUUACCGGCAGGCCAAAUGUGUACAGAGGUGGAGUACUAUUACAUUGUUGUCGAUAGAUGAAGACUCCCAACAACCUGAGUACGUUCGGGUGAAUAUACCAAGUGAUUGUGUAUGUACUGUGAUAAAUAAAGAAAAUUAAAUUUUCGUUGACAACUAUUAGGGACUGGAUUUAAGUGUUCUGUUCACAUUUUAAAAAUCCCCAAGCGUCCUUCCAGUAUUCUGCCAAUUGAAGUGUUGAUGGAUUUUCAAAAUGUGAAUAGAUUUUACGUUUUGUGUGCUUCAGACAAAAAACGUAUCAUUUUUACUAAUUUAUUGUAAU
This is a messenger RNA of Zophobas morio, 881 nucleotides long. RefSeq lists its product as uncharacterized. Gene Ontology annotation, cellular component: extracellular region. Lineage: Eukaryota; Metazoa; Arthropoda; Insecta; Coleoptera; Tenebrionidae. The record is from RefSeq and is a predicted model, not a curated record. Gene Ontology annotation, molecular function: growth factor activity; Toll binding. The transcript is spliced from 3 exons. Gene Ontology annotation, biological process: central nervous system formation; innate immune response. The coding region runs from base 90 to 701 and encodes 203 amino acids.